Molecule: messenger RNA, 1444 nt
Organism: Eruca vesicaria subsp. sativa (arugula)
Lineage: Eukaryota; Viridiplantae; Streptophyta; Magnoliopsida; Brassicales; Brassicaceae
Source: the annotation of a GenBank genome assembly
AGAAAAUCGAACGUAACCACCAUUCAGAAUCGUACACCUGUAAGUUAUCGUUAGUGACAGGGCUGUGACUGACUCUAUCCUUAUAAACUGACGUCGGACCUCCGCCAUAAGCUUUUCUCACCUGCUAAAAUAUUUGAAGAAGCAUUAGAAAGAUCAUUUCCAAGACACUUUCCUAGCAAUUUCUUUAUUUCCAGCAACUUGAAUCGUGUCUAGUAAAAUGAGCAGAGCACAAGAUCCACCGCGAGGUUUUUUCCCAUUUGGAAACCCCUUUCGUAUGCUAUCCCCCAAGGGCUCAGAUUUAUCACCGUGGCUACUCUCUCUAUUGAACGGCUUUGAGUUACUUUUAGCAGAGAGGCUCAAGAAACUUAUGCCUAAGACCAAAGACGACAUCCUCACUUUAUCCUGGAUGAAGCUAGCUAUGGAGUCACUCUGCGAGACUCAUAAAAACAUAAACACACUCAUCACUGAUCUCCAGCUUCCUGUCUCUGACUGGGAAGAGAAAUGGGUUGAUGUUUACCUCGACAUAAGCGUCAAAUUACUAGAUCUCUGCAACGCGUUUAGCUCAGAGCUCACACGUCUUAACCAGGGAGAUCUCUACCUCAAGUGUGUGCUUCACAACUUAAAGUCUGAUUCUGGCGAGAAGUAUCUCCAGGCUCGGUCUUCUCUUGAUAGCUGGAGGCAACAUGUUAGUGCAAACAACGCUAGAAUUGAAAACUGCCGUGCGGUUCUAGACUCUCUUGUUAAGACUCUUACCUUGCCUAAGGUUAAGAACUCUCCUAAAGGAAAGGUUCUUAUGAGAGCUUUUUACGGUGUGAAGGUUCAAACGGUUUAUAUCUGCAGUGUAUUUACCGCUGCCUGGUCUGAUUCCACCAACGAUCUUUUCGACUUACCUGUCUCUGAUAAACCAUUGUGGGCAAAGGUUUUCACUGAUAUGCAGAGUGUUGUAAACGCUGAGAUCAGAGACAUGUUGUCUUCAGGUAGAAGUACGAUUCUCAAAGAGCUUGAGAGCGUAGAUGCUAGUGUUGAGAAGCUAUAUCCGAUGAUUCAAGAUGGUGUUGAUCCUAUGGAAGUUGAAAAUUUUAAGGAGUAUGCAAUGGAACUGGGGAUACAAGCUGAGAAACUGUCUCAAGGAUUAGAUCAGUUACUAGAGGAAGUUGACAGUUUCUUCAAAAUGACUUUAAGUGGACGAGAUGUGUUGCUCUGUAAUCUUAGGUCAAGUGACUCAAUCUCUGGCAAUGCAGUUGGAGAAGAUGCGGAGUAAAGACUAUGAGGUAAACAACAAGUGUGAGCCUUAUAGAAAGGCAGAGUCUAGGUCUCUGAAAGUGUGCAUCUGUUGAGCUUGUCUCUUUUUGUUUAAGUGUGUUGGUCUUGUUUGUACUGAUUGAAAUCAAAUACAAAAUAUAUAAAAGUAAUGUUUGACUUGUUCUUAAUAAAGAUAUUUAAU